UCUGUGGUAGUGUUGCAGGUGGCAGAGAGUAAGUCAGUUGUACAGAAUGCCAAGGAUGCACUUUCUCAUGCUGUUGAGUCAGUUGGAUUAACGCACGGAAAAAAACCCACACCCGAGCGGGAGAUGAAGGCAAUCGAAAAGUCGGAGAAAUUCGUCAAGAACAGGAUCGAUCGCUACUUGGACAUGAGUAAAGCUGAGGAAAAGAAAGCUCUCAAGAAAAUAAAUCAUGCCAAAAAGACAACUGGACCAAGGAGACACUGGAUUUUUUACUCCGACUUCUUGGAGAGCAAUGUUAAUGUGCUACGAUUCGAUGUCAGGCUGAGCAUUUGUGAGCAACAAAAGCAUUUCAAAAAGUUCAUCGACGAUGUCCCGUCCGCCAACCCCGAACUUGCAAAGUUCAUGAAAUCCGAGGAGUAUCAAAGGAAAAUAAAGAUAAACCCGCCAACUUUGGAUCCAGCAAUCAUCGUUGCGUUGAAGAGAGACACCGAUGGGAAACGCCAAAUCACCGCGGACCUCACCAACCAACCGGACUCCCUCGCCGAUCUGAAACGUUACUUCGCAAAGCGGGUCCACGAGGUGACUCACAUGCACAACACGAAAUUCGAUUCCUUCGAGACGGCCGCUGUGAGGGUUUACGACGCCUUGCGAAACGCGGUCAUCGUAUGGUCCGACCUGAAACAGGACCUGAAGGCUGGCAGGAAGAUUCCGGAGAGCAUGGAAGCGAAGGCAACGGAGGUCCAGAUCGCCCUCGGGGCAGGAAAAGAUUUGGGCUGUUACGACAAGGACCCUCAUGACCCUUGAAAGACCCAAACAAUCUAUUUACUACCGUCCCACACGGAAAUAAAUUAAAUGUUGAUUAAGCAUUUAUACUGUUAAAAAGAUGUCCAACAAGUUUCAAAUGCUGAUUUUACAUUUU
Molecule: messenger RNA, 916 nt
Organism: Bemisia tabaci
Lineage: Eukaryota; Metazoa; Arthropoda; Insecta; Hemiptera; Aleyrodidae
Source: RefSeq, a predicted model, not a curated record